UCGCAGAGGAAAAUCGUACUGAUGUCUUCAGGGCCGAAAUCCAGACCUUCCCAUGAAACUCGGAGGAAUCAAGAAAGAGUGUCGCAAUAUGAUGAGGUCCCUACAGAAAAUCAGCUAUUGCAACCAUCUCUUACCUCAUCUGGCAGCAAAAGUCUGAAAGACUGCAAUUUAGCAGUGAGUGCAGACCCACUGCCACCUCCACCUCUACCUCUGCAUCCACCUGUGGGUCGUGAAUUUUAUUUGGAUGAAGGUGAUGAACCGGUGACUGCUCUGGAGUUGAAACCAGUUAGACGUUUUGUUCCAGAUUCUGUGAAAAACUUGUUCAAAGGUAAAAAUGACAAUCAGCAGUUGAAUAUGGAUUCUUACAAUGACAAUAAUGGAGUGGAGUGCUCGCCGCCUGCCUCCCCUACACCUUCUGCUCACGAAGAAUUCAAACAAGAAGGGCCGAAAUCGGGUGAGAGUUCUUACAAGGAUCCAUAUGGAGGCUCUGGGGGUAGCUACAACUCUCGGAAAGAAGUUGAAGCUAUGCUUCCUCGAGAUCCCUAUGAUUCAUUAGAUCGUCAUACCCGCACUGUGCAAAGCUACAACGAGCAGGUAGAGGUGUACAAUUUGAAAUACUCCUACAUGAAAUCAUGGGCUGGCUUACUGAGGAUCUUGGGGGCAAUACAAUUGCUGUUUGGAGCAGGUGUAUUUGCUUGUGUUUGUGCCUACAUACAUAAAGACAAUGAAUGGUACAAUAUGUUUGGUUACUCUCGUCCAUACAGUCACGCUGCCAACAGUUUACAGGGAGGAUACUACUAUGAUGGACCAAAAACUCCUUUUGUUAUUGUUGUUGCUGGCUUGGCGUGGGUCGUCACCAUUAUAUUACUUGUACUGGGCAUGUCCAUGUAUUAUCGCACCAUCUUACUUGAUUCCAACUGGUGGCCAUUGACUGAAUUUGCCAUGAAUAUUGUUCUUUUUAUCCUCUUUCUGGCCGCUGCAAUAGUGUAUUUGAAUGACAUGAACCGUGGUGGUCUGUGCUAUUAUCCUCUCUUCAACACCCCACUGAAUUCUACAUUUUGCCGUGUAGAAGGUGGACAAAUAGCUGCAGUCAUCUUUCUAUUUGCUACCAUGUUCCUCUAUCUUAUCAGUGCCAUUGUAUGUCUAAAGCUUUGGAGACACGAGUCAAAAAGGAAAAGAGAUAACUAUGCAGAAUUUGAGCUGGGAAGUACAGUAGCUGGCACGUCAACAGAAACGCAGGCAUUGCGAUCUAAAGCGAGGUCUGGAGUAACUGAUGCAAGCCGCAAAGAAUUGCAGCCAGUUGAAAUGAAACCAGCGGUACUGAGUGGAUACAUUCCUGCGGGUCACAUUCCAAAACCACUUGUUAUGGCUGACUACUUAGCUAAGUAUCCUACUAUCAGAACACCUGAAGAACGAGAACGUUACAAAGCUGUAUUUAACGAUCAACAUGCAGAAUACAAAGAACUUCAUGGAGAAGUGCAAAUGGUUCUGAAAAAGUUCAAUGAGAUGGAUGCCAUGAUGAGCAGACUUCCUCAGCAUGCAGGGUCCCAACAGGAGUAUGACAGGAUCACAAAAGUUUUCCAUGAGUAUCAGAAGAAGAAAAAUGAUCCCACAUUCCUGGAGAAAAAAGAACGUUGUGAAUAUUUGAAAAACAAACUCUCCCAUAUCAAACAGAGAAUUCAAGAAUAUGAUAAAGUCAUGAACUGGAAUGAUAACUUGUGCAUGUCGAGCCGCGCAAUGGACAGCCCGCCGCCCUACAACUCCGGCAGUGAAUACUACCGUGGCUCUGCCUAUGCACCGAGUAAGGAUAUGUACGAUGGUGAAGUGCGAUCUCAACCUGCUGGCUCCUAUUAUCCAGAUGAACUGCAGCGCUUCUACAAAUGGACUUCUCCUCCAGGAAUUAUCAAAAUUUUAUCGGUCCUUAUCAUCGUGAUGAGCGUCGGAAUCUUUGCUUGCGUGGCGUCAACUUUGCCCUGGGACAUGGACCAUUUGGGAGGAGGAGGGAUGGGAGGAGGGAUGGGAAUAGGAGGGUCGGGAGGAUUUGGAGGUUAUGGAGCAGGUGGCCCAGGCGCCGGAUCCGGCACAGGCUAUGGAUAUGGAGUGGGAGUUGGAGCAUAUGGAUAUGGGGGUGGCUACACUGAUCCACGUGCUGCCAAGGGCUUCAUGAUUGCAUUGGCUGCUGUCUGCUUCGUUGUACUUCUGGGUGUCUUUAUCAUACUUGUUUCUAGAAUGAGACUUUCAAGAACAAGGAAGUUUUACCUGAUUCUGCUAAUUGUGUGUGCUGUCGUUGGCUUUAUAAUGUUUGUGGCGACAAUUGUCUACCUGAUGGCGAUCAACCCCACAGCACAGGCUGCGGGAUCUGUCUUCUACAGCCAGCUACUGGCCCUCUGCAACCAGUUCUAUAUCCCUGCCAACACUGGCGUCUUCACAAAUCAGUAUCUCUAUCACUACUGCGUCGUUGAACCACAGGAGGCCCUUGCCAUUGUGAUGGGGUUCACGAUCAUAAUAUCUAUGGGCCUGAUAAUCUUCUUUGCAUAUAAAACACGAAGCAAAAUGACACGAUAUGGCAAAGAGAACAUCCUGUGGGAUAAGAUUCCCAUGGACCGCGAGAUGCCUCCAAAUGUCGAAGAAUGGGUCAACAACGUGUCUGGAGUUCCGGAGGAACUAGCGAAUGAUGGCUAUUCUUAUAAACCAAAUGGUUCAGUGAAUGACACAGACUAUGAGCCCCGCCAUGGAAACAGACUGCACCCUAAUAAUGUCCAGCCAUCACGUAAUCCUGAAGUUUCACUACCACUAAUGCGCGAGCAGCCUCGGCCUCCGUCCAGCAGAGAUUCUGAUGAAAGCAAGCCAUCUUCACAGAGAAAGCCACCCAGGAAGAGGAGACCUGGAAGAACAAAGAGAGUCGACAAUGAUGAAUAUGAAACAGAUUAUACAACUGGUGCAGAAUCCUGUGAUGAACUCGACGAAGAAGACUUGGAAGGUAAGUAUCCACCAAUCACUUCAGAUCAACAGAGACAAGAUUAUAAAAGGGAAUUUGACAACGAUUUGCAGCAAUACAAGCAUCUCCAAGGUGAAAUGGAUGAAAUAAACAAACACUUUUCCCAGCUGGACAAGCAGAUUGACGAGACUGAGGACAGUGAGCAGUAUCAGGUUAUUGCUGCUGAGUAUAAUCGACUAAAAGAAGUGAAGAACUCUGCAGAUUAUCGGGAGAAGAAGAGUCUUUGCAAGCAACUUAAGACAAGGUUGGCUCACAUCAAACAGAUGGUCAGCAACUUUGACAACCAGAAAUCUUGAAUGCUAUUUCUUCUCAUAGAAAAUCAAAAUGGAGGAUUGUUACUAGCAGAGUGCCAAACAUUGAGUCUGACAAGAAAUGUGAAGCCAGCACAUUUAAAGGGACCAAAAAAAAUAAUUGCAUGGUUUCAGAUACUUUUCAGUACCUUGGUAAAAUUUAAAAUAUUUUUUUAAGUCUCCUAUUGACAAAUAAUAAUUUCUCAGCUUUAAAAUUUGUAUUCUGUUGGAUGGAAAAUAUUUUUAAUGUUUUUUUUUGUGAAUAGUACAAAAAAGUUGAUUUUUGGAACUGUGAGCCUUCGGGUUUAAGUUUCUUGAAUUGAUAUUGGUUCUCAGCUUUGCUAAAGGUCAUCUUUAAUAGAACAUCUUAUGUAGAAAGUGAUUUUUGAUUUGUAGGAUUUGUUUCUUCCAUAACUGUGUGGGAUUUGCUCAAAUUAUACUUGGACAUUUGUUAACUAAGCUUCUGAUGCGAUUCAAGCCAAUGAAUUAAUGCUGUUUUUCCAAAAGUCACAUUCUGUGAAUUCAAAUUAUUAAAGGUUACAUUAUUUGGUACAAACAGUUUUUAAUCAUGUCUUAAUACACAUGUCUGAUCAGACACUCUUCAUAUCAAUCAAUGAACAUUGAAGCAAGGCAGUGGUUUGCCAUAUCUUUUAUAGAUAAUCAUCUAUGUAGUUAUUAUUGGAAUGUUUUUAUUACAACUUAAUAACCAGGGAUGAUGUGUUUGCCAUGUAUAUAAGAGGGGCACUAGCACAUCGAUUAAGCUUAUAUCUUGGGAUACAUGGUCUAUAAAACACAAAGCAAAAACAGCUGAAAUCUGGGCAAUUUUUUUAUUCUUGGCAAAUCCAAUGUAUUUUUAUUGAAAUCAAUAUGUAUAUUAUUUUUAGCUUUCUUGAUACUAGAGUGCAUUUCGGAUACAUUAGUAGGUAAACCAAGUUUUUAAAAUCAUGACUUUUUUGUAACUACCUGCUCUGUUUACACAAGUAUGAAUUGUGAAAUUAAGCAUGUUUAAACUCAAUAAAAUUUAACGAUGUGCAUUUUUAA
Leucoraja erinaceus (little skate) is the source of this 4329-nucleotide messenger RNA. RefSeq names its product MARVEL domain-containing protein 2-like. NCBI's taxonomy places the organism in Eukaryota, Metazoa, Chordata, Chondrichthyes, Rajiformes, Rajidae. The transcript has 14 exons. Gene Ontology annotation, cellular component: apical plasma membrane; bicellular tight junction; cytoplasmic vesicle. Gene Ontology annotation, biological process: bicellular tight junction assembly. Bases 22 to 3294 code for a protein of 1090 amino acids. The record is from RefSeq and is a predicted model, not a curated record.